UCCCCCCCUCCUUUCCCGAAGAUUGGUACAUCCCAUUUGAUUGACAUCUAACGCCUCGGAGGAGGUGACUCCGGAGCCCUCAUUCAGAAACAGCCUCUGCGGAAGAAGCGGAGGUAUCUACGCUAUCUCCUCAGGUGGACGUUGAGUGUGAGCUAGGGCCUAUUCUCGGAGCGCGUUUACGGCGGCGUAGAGCGGCCCGAAGGGAGAAAUGGAUGACAAAAAGGAUUUCAAUAGAAGAGGAAUGUUACAAAAGGACAAGAGAAACUUGGCUGUGAGCAGUAAUAUAUGAAGGUGGUGAUUGUGGAAGAAGCAGUUUCCUGGCAAGAGGAGAGAAAAGCGGCGUAUAAAUCGCUCUCGCGUAGUCUUGGCUUCUGGACGUGAAUAUGUGGCACAAGUCAGUAUGUGUGGCCCUGCUGGCCCUUGCAACCGGCUACGUCUUCUUGUUAGACCCUGAGCUCCCUGACUCAGUACUGGAGUAUUUCUCUGGCUUCUUCUUGUGCCACCUUCAGGAUGAAGGUCCAUCCGCAGAGAGCAGCAUGGCAGCUGCCUGGGAUGCACUUAUCAUCAGACCAGCCAAACAGUGGAAUCGUGUUGCUGUAGGGGUCAAUGCCUGUGUAGAUGUGGUCCUUUCUGGUGUGAAGUUGUUGCAGGCCCUUGGCCUAGAUCCAGGGAAAGGACAAGACCAUUCAGUCUUACAUUCCGGAACAGAUUUGAAGGAAGCCUUCAUCUAUUUCAUGGAGAAGGGAGCCGCAGCUGAGCGCUUCUUCAGUGAUUCUGAUUCCUUCCAUCAAAUUGCACAGACUGCUUCAAAGGAUCCUGGAGCACAGUUUUAUGUGGGAGGAAAUGCUGCUCUCAUUGGCCAGAAACUUGCGAAUAAUCCUGACCUAAAGGUUUUGCUGUGUGGCCCAAUUGGUCCUAAGCUGCACGAGCUGCUUGAUGAAAAUGUAAUUGUCCCUCCGGAAUCAAUGCAGGAAAUUGAUGAAUUUCAUCUUAUUUUGGAAUAUCAAGCAGGUGAAGAGUGGGGAAGUGUAAGAGCCCCAAGUGCCAAUCGCUUCAUCUUCUCCCAUGAUCUAUCGAAUGGGGCCAUGAACAUGCUUGAAGUUUUUGUGUCCAGCUUAGAAGAGUUUCAUCCAGACCUGGUGGUUCUCUCAGGCCUGCACAUGAUGGAAGGACAGACCAAGGAGAUACGUCAGAAAAGACUCUUAGAGGCUGUGGCUUCCAUCUCCGACAUUCCUUCUGAUGUCCCUGUACAUUUGGAACUGGCCAGUAUGACUGACCCAGACCUCAUGACUGAGAUCAUACAUCAGCAGGUCUUUCCUCUUGUGGACUCCAUUGGCUUGAAUGAGCAGGAGCUGCUCUUCCUCACCCAGGCGGCUUCUGGACCACACGCCUCCCUCGCAUCCUGGAACGGCAUCCCAGAUGUGGGUGUCGUCAGUGACAUCCUUUUCUGGAUCUUGAAGGAACAUGGACGGACUACAAGGAAGGCCUCUGAUCUGACUCGGAUCCACUUUCACACCUUGGCCUAUCACGUCCUAGCCACUGUGGAUGGAUAUUGGGUCAACCAGGUGGCCGCUGUUGCCGCUGGCGCAAGAGCAGCAGGGGUGCAAGCAUGUGCUACCAAAACAAUUGAUACCAGCAGAGUCUUCCUCAAGGCACCGCUGGAGUUUGAGACUUCGAAGACGGAGGAGGCCUCUAGAGUCUCCUUAAAUCCCAGUGAACCAGUGUCAGAAUGGCACAGAGAUGGGGUUACAUUCCAUUACACUCCUGUUCUGGUGUGCAAAGACCCCCUGCGGACCGUUGGCCUUGGCGAUGCCAUUUCUGCAGAAGGACUUCUUUAUUCAGAAAUCUACUCUCAGUAACCUAAGAAAGUGAGACGCGACUUACCUCUCUACAAACAUUUGAACCAUGCAGGCAUGGACUGGAAGUCGGUAUGUGAUACAGGGAACCAAAGAAUAAAAGCAAGGCACAGACCAGAUCCUGCUGGGCGUUGGUGCAGGACUAUCACUCCGUGGUAAGGUGUGCCAUUGAAUAGAGGGACCACCUUUGGCUUAUAGUGACACCGUGAACCAAAGCGAAUUUUGCUUUAAGAAAGCAGGUCUUCUUUGCAGUGACUGCGAAAGCUAGACCAUCAGCUAGUUAUUCCAGGGAAUAUAUGUUGGUACUUUGCUCUGUCUUCUUUCUGGGAAGGGGAAAGUAAAGGUGGCGUCAUAUUCCUAAUGCAGCAAGACCCAACCUUUUGCUUGUUUGGUUAGAGGUGUGAUAACAAUAUUUUUCUAUUUACCAUUCACUUACGUUGUGCAAAAAUUACCGGAGCUUGCUUUGCCAAUUCUAGAAAUGGGAAAUGCAUUGUCUGUUUUUUUUCAUGGUUUGCAGAAUAUGCUGAACUGUGGGUGCUUUGGACCAAUGAAGUGAAACGAGGGUACUGCUUUAUGAGAUUUGCUUAUCAUUUGGCUGGUGUUUGCUUAUUUUGUACAGUACUUCCCUGUAUUGAUUGAUGCUACUGCCAUAAAGAUGUGGUCAUAGAUCUGGUUUGUUACUGAAAACGAGGCCACAAUGAAAUGGGUGAACCCAUGUUCACCCAGCCCUUAAUGUACAAGCAAAUUCAUAAGCAAGUGUCUGUUUGCUUAUUUUGUACUUCCCUGUAUUGAUUGAUGCUACUGCCAGAAGAAUCUACUUCUUGUUAUUUGACACAGCGACUUCAAAUGCAAGCAAGUUGCGUACCAAAUUAUUCCACCUGUUAGUAACUGAUGUGUUUAUACCUAAGGCAGUGAUCUGACCCUCUUUACAAGAAGUGAGAAUAAUUUACAGUACAACUACUGCUCCUCACUAAACCUAAUGUGGCAAAAAUGGCAGUCAAUCUAGGAAAAUGCCAAAAUUGUGUUGAGGAAGCCUUGGAUCUUUAUAGCAUUUUCAGCAGAGAGCAAAUCUGAGAACCGUACUCCCUGCUAUUCUUGGCAGCUGCAACAGCAUGAGAUUCUGGUGAAUUUAUAUGACCACAGGAAGUUCUCCUUCCUAGCUCAGGAAAUUGUCUUGCACUGUCAUGUAUUCAGACUUUCUCCUUCAAUCAUGCAUUCCACUCCUUUUAUUAUUAUUAUUAUUAUUAUUUGUACUGCCGCAUAGCAAUAGAAAUGAAUUAAUCUGCAGGAUGUGACAUAGGACUUUGGAGUGAAGGCAAAAUCUGGUGGCUGUUAGCUGAAUCAUGGGAUUUGGAAAGGGGAAUCCACGUCAGACUGCUCAGACAGGACCCAAGAAGGUCUUAGUCACGAGACUCCUUUCUUUGUAGCCUAACCUACCUCUUUAAGUUGUAGUGAGGUUUUUUAAAUGGCUGCAAAUAAUGAUGUACAAGGCCCCAGGGUUCCAAAAGGUUGUGAUGGAAGCCGGUCAGGCCAGGAUUAGCGUUGGUCAAAUAAGGCAUCUUCUGCUCUUAAGGUGUUAACAUUUACCGUCUUGCUUAACCUAGUAUCUACAGACUUUUUCAGCAUCAAAGAAUAUUUUAAAAUGUCAAGAGGAUUUCCAGGACUACAUUGGAGUAACAUUUUUGUUAAUUGAUUUCUCCAAAUGAGAUAUUUAUGUUUAUGCCAAACUGAUGUUUUGCACUAUUAGAGAACCUAGAAAAAUUGAGGGGUUUUGGCUUUUUUUUAAUGCUACAAAUGGAUUGCUUACCUGUAACCAUGUUUCUUUGACUGGUCACCUGUGAGAUCUGCACAAAUGGGUCUCCUGUUCCUGCACAGACAGUUUUGGAACUCCCUAGAACAGUGGUUUUCAACAGUGGUUCUCAACAGACCUCACAACCUCUGAGGAUGCCUACCAUAGAUGCAGGUGAAACAUCAGGAGAGAAUGCUUCUGGAAACAAGGCCAUACAGCCCAGAAAAUUCACAACAAACCAGAGCCUGGCUUUGUGACACCUGUAACUGUCGUCCACCUCAUUUGCCAGGAAGUGACUGGACCAGGAUGGUGGUCUCCCAGAUGUUUGAAUGCAACUUGCGUGAUCCCUCAAAAUGCCAUGUGCUGGCUAAGAUGGAUUGUGGUUGCAAUACAGCAUCAUCUGGAAAGCCACAUGCUUCUCAUCCUUCAUUGGAGGGAUACAACAGAGUUGAAAACAAUUCUGUGUAAAAAGAUAUUCAGAACAUAUAGUUCUCAAAAUGUAUUUCUGAUCACUUGGAGACUUUCCCUCUUUUCCCCACUGUAUUGGGUGUCUUAUUUUGGUUGGUUGUAUUUAUUACUCGGACUAUGCCUCCAAUGAUUUCAGGACCAACAAAAUUCAUUAGACUUUUGAAGAACACAGCUGCUGAAGGAGCCAAAUCCCCUGACCCCAAGCUAAUCCCAGCUUCCACUAAAACAGCAAUUUGCCCAGUGCCAGGGCCUUCCUUGUGCUAAUGAGUGAAAAUGUCCUUAGUACCUUCCUAGUGCAAAGCAGAGUAGUGAAACAAGUACAUUCUCCCUAUAGCUGAAACCCUAUGGAUAUUAACUGAAGCUUUUAUUGAACAGUACACUCCUGCUUUUGUUCUCUUUUUGCUCUUCCAAAUGAUACAAUGUCUUCCUUAUGCUGUCAGGUUACUACAUCUUUCUGGCUGACGAGUUCUCAGGGAGUCGCCCAAGAAUCUAACCUGUGGGUCUGGACGGUGUCAUUUAAGAACAAUAUUGCUUGGGCAAAGCAGACAUACAGCAUCUACUGUUUUACUGGCAGUUGCCAUAGCAUUUGCUUGUGACAGUCACCUGUGAUGUGAAAGCUCCAGUCUGUGUUCUGAUUUCAUAAAUAACAAUAGGGCUAGACUGGACAACAUUUGGAAGAGCUAAAAAGUACACUUUAAAAUAGUUUUUAAAGAAAAUCUAUUACCAAAUUAUUUUUGUCUGUAGUAUUCCUAUGAAAUAAGAAUUGUUUCUGAACAGUGUAUCAUGUUUGUGUAUAUGAUUUUAAAAUAUUCUGUACUGUGGGUGGCAUUUUCACUAAAUGUUGUUUUGCAUUUAGAAAGAUA
This is a messenger RNA of Anolis sagrei ordinatus, 4976 nucleotides long. The record is from RefSeq and is a predicted model, not a curated record. NCBI's taxonomy places the organism in Eukaryota, Metazoa, Chordata, Lepidosauria, Squamata, Anolidae.